This is a messenger RNA of Asterias rubens (European starfish), 555 nucleotides long. RefSeq lists its product as uncharacterized. The transcript is spliced from 4 exons. The record is from RefSeq and is a predicted model, not a curated record. Bases 1 to 537 code for a protein of 178 amino acids. NCBI's taxonomy places the organism in Eukaryota, Metazoa, Echinodermata, Asteroidea, Forcipulatida, Asteriidae.
AUGUUUCGAUCAAUCCUGCUGGAAGAUUGGGAAACCCGCUCGCCUGGAGAUGUUUUCGUUUGUCUAGAUUUUUGGACGUCUGGAAUAAAACGGUCAGGAAUUCAAGCAGAAAUACCGGUCUUAAGUGUGUUUCAUUGCUCGGUAUUGUUGUGGUUGUUGACACGGGAUUUUUGUGUUACAUUGGUGGCGGCGGCGGGACAACAAGAGCGAAGGAAAUCAGCUCGUCCUUCGACAGAGAUACCGUUGACAGAGAAACCAUCGACAGAGAUAACAUCCAUUCCCGAUGUGACUGAAAGUGAUCAACUUAACCAGAAGCUAACCGUCUACAAGAAAGCAUUGAUAGGUGUAUCCGUUGGAGCUGGCAUUCUUCUGAUUGUUCUCAUCUUCUAUGUGAUGUAUCUGAAUGAUGAGAAGACCAACAUGGAGAGUUCUCAACCAAAGAAAGGUGUGUAUAACUCUAAGAAAGACAAUGACUAUGAGAUGGCUGCUGACCCAGGCAUCGAUGGAAACGCAAACGAAGGCUUCGAAGCUAUCUAAAGUCAAAUACUGACUACG